ACUCGCAAGGGCGCGGGCAAGCGCGGCACCUGGCUCGCAAGGACUGCUUAGCUAUCGAUAAAAAUAUCCGCUGGCAAAGAAUCCUUGCUCGCUGAGCAUCCGUGCGGCAGCCAAGCACUCGGCGCACUGCACGCGCUGUGCCACUGCCCGCGCGACGCAUCGAAGCGGCAACGGAGGGCCGCUGCCGGAGCGCCCCAAUCGAACCGCUCCCAGCAGCACCGAUGCGCCUCUUGGCAAUCCUCGCGGGCCUCGCGGCGGCCGCCGCGAAGCCGACUGCGAGGACGAAGCGGAAGCCCGGACUACUAAUAGUGGGCCUCGGCGGCAACAACGGCGCGACCGUAUUGGCGGGACUCCACGCUAAUAACAUGAAGCUGACCUGGGAGGGCGCCAAGAAAAAAUGCACGGCGGACUAUACGGGCUGCAUCACGCAGACGCGGGCCAUGCGACGAAAAGGUCUGGCGCCCUUUAAACGCGCCGCGGUUGGCGGGUGGGAUAUCCGACCAACACCCAUAGGCCAAGCGCUGCGCGAGGCGCGCAUCCUGGACUUUGAUCUCGUGAGGCAGCUGUCAGACACUUUAGAUAGCGUCGAGGUCAUGCCCGGGGUGUAUGAUGCGCGUUUCGUCGGCGAGUCCCAACGGGCAACGGCGACGCAUAUCAAAAAUCUCCCGGACGCUCGGAGUAAAGUAAACGCCUUGCGGGAAGACAUUCGCGCGUUUAAAGCACACAACAGUGUGGACGGCCACUGUACCGUGAUAUAUUCCGGAAGCGUGGAGGCGCCAUCCUUGCUACCUUCAUAUGAGACCUCCGAAGAGCUCCUAGAAGCCCUCUCUUCUGAACAAGGAGACGACUUCGCUCCUUCGCUACUCUAUGCCAUCGCCGCGUGCCUCGAAGGCUGCUCGUUCGUCAACGCCGCGUCGCAAGACACGGUCUGCCCUGGAUUAUGUGAGCUAGCUGAAAAAAAUGGCGCCUACUGCCUCGGCACGGACUUCAAGGCCGGUCAAACAAAAUUCAAAACGCAAGUGGUCGAGUACUUGGAGAACCUCGCCUUCAACGUCAAGGUCGUGGCCUCGUCGAACCACCUGGGCAACAACGACAUGCGCAACCUUGCCCUCGGUUCGGCUACUCAAGAAAAGACUAGAAAGGCGAAACUCCGGGUCAAGUCGCAGAUCUUCAGCUCGGACAUCGACCACCACGUCUCGGUGCAGUAUACGCCAUUUAUCGGCGACGAGAAGCGCGACUACGUCGAGUACACGUCGGAAGCUUUUCUAUCUCAAUUACAUACCAUGGCGACGUACACGAGGUGUUCCGAUUCUGUUUUAUGUGCGCCUUUGUAUAUCGACGUCUGUUGUCUGCUCGACUACUUCUCUCGUAAAAAAGUGUCUCCCUCAACAGUUGCGGCGGCGACGGCUUAUCUCUUCAAGGUGCCCGAGGGUCGGGCUGGUCCACUCGUAGGCUUCUCGGAGCAGCUGCGGGCGCUGGAACGGGCAUUGGACGGUCAUGACGACGUCCAGGCGGUCAUUCCACAAAAAAAUGAUGAGAAGCGUGUCGUCUGCUGCGGCCUCGCGUGUCUGGAUAUGGAGUUGUCUGGAGCGCAGGACUUGGGACGGGAAGCGAUCAACGCGUUUGGCGAGGCGUCGUCGCGAGCGGGCGGCGCCGCGCCGCAGACCGCGUCCUGCCUCGCGGACCACGGCGUUCCUACGAUCGUCGUCGCGGCGCUAGGUGACGACCAACAGGGCGACGAGUUGCGAGCUUUGUUGACCGAGCGCGGUAUUAGUGUGGACGAGACUUUAUCUGAUGGGAGGACCGGCCUCGCUGUGGUCCCCGUGUUCGCAAAUGGGCGGGGCUGCUACUUCGCGGCGGGCGCGAACGACGCCUUCGACGCCAGGACACUGUUAGAUGGCGUGGCGCGGGUCGAAUCGGUCGCGGCGGUCCUUAUAGGUUAUCCCCAUUUGCUGCCUUCGCUACGAGGUCAGGCUUUAGGCGACGCCAUCGAGCAAAUAGAUUCGAUUGUUGGUGUGGACCUGAAUGGCGUGCAGCCGACGCACUACCUGGGCGACGGUGUUGUGGAUGCCGCUCUCUACAAAGCUGACGUCGUCCACGCGAACGCGGACGAGGCCGCUACUUUGCUGAGGUGGCCUAAAGGGUACCACUGCACGCAGCUCGCGCGGGCUCUAUGUGAUGCGACCGGGGCGGCCUGUGUCGUGGUGACGGAUGGGUCAAACGGCGCGGCGGCGGCGGUGGCGUCGGAUCCAAAUCGUUUAUCAUCGUCGUCACUCAAGUGGCCCGCGAAUGAUCUAAAAGCGGUCGCGUCGCUGCCGGGGCCGCCCGGCGUGGCGCCAAACGCGAACGGCGCGGGCGACGCGUUCUUCGCCGCGUUCGUCGCGUCGACCGCGUUGCACGACGCGACGCUCGACGAGGCGCUCGCCGCCGCGAACGAAGCCGCGCAUGCGCGCGUUUUUGAUUCGGUGCGGCGGCCGCUUGACGAGGUGGUGGCUAGUUUGCGGAGUAAUACGACUUAG
Molecule: messenger RNA, 2519 nt
Organism: Pelagomonas calceolata
Lineage: Eukaryota; Pelagophyceae; Pelagomonadales; Pelagomonadaceae
Source: the annotation of a GenBank genome assembly